UCUGAAGAGACCUACAUUUUCCACCUCAGCUCUACCAUGUAAGGCUCCAGAUACAUAAGGACGACAGUGUUCCAAACUGUCAGGAACCAAAUCAUCACAGCGUUAUUCAACACCUUCGAAAGCCAUACACAAAAUGACCAUCGCUCUGCUGAUCAUCGGCGCCACCGGCAAACAAGGUGGUGCCGUUGUUGACGCGCUAGUCGCCCAAGACGCAGAUGUGGAGAUCCUCGCUGUGACCCGAAAUGCCCAAUCCCCAUCGGCCCAGAAACUGGCUCAGAAGUCGGACAAAGUUAAGCUGGUUCAGGGCGAUCUCAACAAUCCCGCGGGUAUCUUUGAAAAUGCCAAGAAAGCCUCAUCCUUGCCUGUUUGGGGCGUAUUCAGUCUUCAGAGCCCCUUUGCGAAAGGCGAGAGUCUCGAAAGCGAAGAACGCCAAGGCAAGGCCCUCAUCGAUGAGGCUAUCAAACAGCGUGUGCAACACUUUGUCCAAACGUCUGUGGACCGCGGUGGCGAUGCAUCGACCGAUAACCCAACCAAUGUUCCCCAUUUCGUGACCAAAUACAAUAUCGAACAGUACCUAUUCGAGAAAACCAAAGACGGAUCUAUGGAUUGGACCGUUUUGCGACCGGUGUUCUUUUUCGACAACCUUACACCAGACUUUAUCGGCAAAGUGACCUUCACGGCCUGGGACGCAUAUAUACAGGGAAAGCCGCUCCAGUGCAUCGCGACUAGCGACAUCGGCAUCAUUGCGGCCAAGGUCCUCUUGCAGCACGACCGAUUCAAAAACCAGUGUCUCUCCCUGGCAGGCGAUGAGCUUACCUUCGACCAGAUGGCAAAGAAAUUCAAGACCCAAACGGGGCAUAGUGUGCCCACUACGUUCCGCUUUGUGGCCUACUUUAUCAUGAUGAUGGCCAAGGAUCUGAGGCUGAUGUUCAAAUGGUUCCACAAUCAGGGCUAUGGUGCUGAUAUCAAGCAGAUCAAACAGAUCCAUCCGGGAUUGAAGGAUUUCGAUACCUGGUUGAAGGACGAAAGCCAAUUUCUCAAGCAUUGACGUUUGAUACCUCUUUAGCUUUGUAUAUUGUUUUUGGUCUGAAUUAUUCUAAUUACUGCUACCUUGAUGUAAUGUAUUUAACUGGGAUUCUUGGAGCAUUGGUUCAAUCGGUCUGUCAUACUAGGCGACAAAAGUGAAAUUCACCAGUAAUUGCAACGUACAAAGAAUCCGAGAUACAUGCUUCGAUGCAAGGAUGUAGACAGCAUAAUGCCGAAUCACUCCCCUGCCAGUAUCCCCGCUCUUCGCAGACGGAAGGCUCCAGUUGGCUUCGAGUUCCGCUCACGCGUGUUCCUCUCAUAUAGCCGGCAACGUCUGCGCUACCGCAGCCCUAUGCAUGUUUUGCCCAGCAAUGCGACGCCAGCGCCUGAGCGGC
This is a messenger RNA of Aspergillus pseudonomiae, 1421 nucleotides long. Its product is annotated as NmrA-like family protein. Lineage: Eukaryota; Fungi; Ascomycota; Eurotiomycetes; Eurotiales; Aspergillaceae. The transcript is spliced from 2 exons. The record is from RefSeq and is a predicted model, not a curated record. The coding region runs from base 134 to 1048 and encodes 304 amino acids.